Messenger RNA from Zerene cesonia (dogface butterfly), 1349 nucleotides. Its product is annotated as growth hormone-inducible transmembrane protein-like. The record is from RefSeq and is a predicted model, not a curated record. Gene Ontology annotation, cellular component: mitochondrial inner membrane. NCBI's taxonomy places the organism in Eukaryota, Metazoa, Arthropoda, Insecta, Lepidoptera, Pieridae. The coding region runs from base 235 to 1230 and encodes 331 amino acids. The transcript has 8 exons.
CAGGCAAAAAUCGAAAUCCAAAGUCAAAGAUUUUCUAGAAACAGUGACGAACAAACGUACAUAACACGAGAAAAAUACUUUUUUUCAAUAACCGGACCUCUUCACCCAUAAAUAUUUCAUAUUCAAAUCCAAACAUUACAAAUCCCUAUUGUCAAACUCAAUAACAUAUUUUCGAUAUAAACCGACGCGUAGUACCGCACUUGAGUUCAUCGACUUCAAUAAACCGGUUGCAUCAUGCUGUCUCGAAUGUGCGUAGCUCGCUCUGCACUUAGUGUAACGCAGACAUUAAAAACACCAGUGCCACAAAAAUUUGUACCCCGAAACUAUAUUAUAAGAAAUUAUGCUCGAGAACCAAGAUCUCGUGUUGCUACAAGGACCCAACCGACUAUGUGGGAAAGAUUGAUGGCACCAGCUGGCCCCAAUGCAUUCAGUUUGGGAAAAGGUGCUUUGGCAGGAGCAUCAGCAGUUGGACUAGUGGCUCUCUGCUAUUAUGGGUCCGGAGUUAAACCUGGCACUCUCCAAGAGGCACAUCUCUGGCCCCAAUAUGUUAAAGACAGAAUUAAGGCUACAUAUGGAUACAUUGCUGGAUCAAUUGCCCUCACCGCAGGCAGUGCCAUCACAGUCUUUAGAACUCCAGCAUUACUUAACUUGGUUGCAAGAAAUGGAUGGAUGUCUAUCAUAGCAACUAUGGCGCUUAUGAUUGGGUCUGGCAUGGUAGUGCGAGGCAUGGAGUACAAGCCAGGCUUUGGAGCCAAACAAAUAGCUUGGAUGGUGCACACUGGUAUCAUGGGCGCAGUCAUUGCACCCAUCUGUUUCCUUGGUGGACCUGUACUGAUGCGGGCUGCUUGGUAUACGGCUGGUGUAGUGGGUGGUUUGAGCACGAUCGCGGUGUGCGCGCCGUCGGGCGAGUUCCUCAACAUGCGCGCACCGCUCGCGAUGGGGCUCGGCGCGGUGUUCGCCGCCUCGCUCGCCAGCAUGUUCCUGCCGCCCACGACCGCGCUCGGAGCCGGAUUAUACUCCCUGAGCUUGUAUGGCGGUCUGAUUGUAUUUGGUGGUUUCUUACUGUAUGACACACAAGCUAUCAUCAAACGCGCUGAAAUGCACCCCAUGUACGGAUUCCAGCCUUACGACCCAAUUAACUCGGCUAUCUCAGUGUAUUUGGACAUCCUGAACAUCUUUAUGCGCAUUGCUAUGAUCUUAUCAGGCGCCGGUGGCAACAAACGAAAGUAGAAAAUAAUCAACAACAAGCGGAAAUACCAUAUUUAUAGCGUAGCGACGAAAAUUUAGAAUGUGCUUAAAUAACAUCCCCACUAGCUUAGAUAAAUUUUCGUGCUUCUUAAAUCCAAAUC